Molecule: messenger RNA, 678 nt
Organism: Cryptomeria japonica (Japanese cedar)
Lineage: Eukaryota; Viridiplantae; Streptophyta; Pinopsida; Cupressales; Cupressaceae
Product: ATP-dependent RNA helicase drs1-like
Exons: 2
Coding region: 1-678 (225 amino acids)
Source: RefSeq, a predicted model, not a curated record
AUGGAGCGAAUUAAAGGAAAUAACCCUACCAUUACCAGAUUAUUCAAGAAGAAUUGGAAGAAGGGGAAAAUUAAUAUAGGUGGAAGAAAGGUGGAAAUUUAUGAAGGAAUGAUUACUGAAGUCACUGGGAUGCCAAUGGAGGGUAGAAAAUUCUACAGGGAUAGAAAGCUCAUAGAGGCUGCUAUUAAGCGAUUCUCGAAGGAAGACUCUAAGAUAGUCAAAUUGGUGAAAUCUAGCAAGACCUACUACUCGUCGAAGGUGAUUAAAAAGGCCUCCUAUGUGCAACAUUCUAUCACUGAGCUUUCAGACUCAAAAGAUGAGUUUGAAAAAUCAGAUGACAGUGAAGAUGAGGGGUCAUAUAUGGAAUGGGAAGAUGAUUUUAAUAGGGAUACCUCUGCUAAAGUUACUAGAAAGGGGAAGGAUAAAGAUAUGGAUUCUGGGGCAAGCAAAAAUACUGCUAGAAAAGGGUUUAAGAGAAAGAGGAGGAAGUUGGAGGAGGAGGAUAGUUGGCUAGAAGAAGAUGAUGAGGAUGAUGAUGGUAUGGAAACUGAAAGUAAAAGUGCUACCCCACUGCCUAAGAAGAAAACUAGGCAGAGUCCUGUUAUUACUAAUAUCCGUCUGGAGAAGGAGGAUGGUACCUCAAAGACCCACUCUACUCUAGUGGACCCUAAUAAAUAG